AUGUGUUCUGAAUACCGUGUCCCACCCUUCGGCGUCUGCCGCCCUGAUAUUAGCGGUGUUGGAGAAUUGCGCAGCCAGCAGUCUGUCAGCUCGCCAAUCAAGAUGGCGAGUGCGCUGCCGCGCCGGAUAAUCAAGGAGACACAGAGGUUGAUGCAGGAUCCUGUUCAAGGAAUCGCCGCCACACCUGACGACAAUAAUGCUAGGUACUUUCAUGUGAGCAUCACGGGUCCCGAAGAUUCCCCUUUUGCCGGUGGCGAGUUCAAGCUCGAGCUGUUUUUGCCUGAAGAAUACCCGAUGGCGGCCCCCAAGGUGCGGUUUAUGACCAAGAUCUACCAUCCAAACAUCGACAAGUUGGGGAGGAUUUGCCUGGACAUUUUGAAAGAUAAGUGGUCGCCAGCCCUGCAAAUUCGAACAGUGCUCUUGUCGAUCCAGGCUCUUCUCUCUGCACCGAACCCGGAGGAUCCCUUGGCGGCUGACGUCGCGGAGCAAUGGAAGACGAAUGAAGCAGAGGCCAUCCGCACAGCUCGCGAAUGGACCCGUUUGUACGCCCGGCCC
Molecule: messenger RNA, 555 nt
Organism: Mesorhabditis spiculigera
Lineage: Eukaryota; Metazoa; Nematoda; Chromadorea; Rhabditida; Rhabditidae
Source: the annotation of a GenBank genome assembly